Molecule: messenger RNA, 832 nt
Organism: Andrographis paniculata
Lineage: Eukaryota; Viridiplantae; Streptophyta; Magnoliopsida; Lamiales; Acanthaceae
Product: 30S ribosomal protein S16-2, chloroplastic/mitochondrial
Exons: 4
Coding region: 94-501 (135 amino acids)
Biological process (GO): mitochondrial translation
Cellular component (GO): ribosome; small ribosomal subunit
Molecular function (GO): structural constituent of ribosome
Source: RefSeq, a predicted model, not a curated record
AACCCUUGGUCACCCAUCGUCUUCGUUUGUCGCUGAUUCUGCAAACGCCGGGCUCCAUUUUCAUACUCGUUUUUUGUGCAGAGGGACGGAAGAAUGGUGGUACGUUUGCGGCUUUCGAGGUUUGGAUGUCGGAACAAGCCGUUCUACAGAGUUAUGGCGGCGGAUAGCCGAUCCCCAAGAGAUGGCAAGCAUUUGGAAGUUCUGGGCUACUACAAUCCUCUUCCUGGUCAGGACGGUGGUAAAAGAAUGGGUGUUAAUUUUGAAAGAGUGAAGUAUUGGCUCUCUGUUGGCGCACAACCCUCAGAACCAGUUCAGCGCCUUCUCUUCCGAGCAGGGUUGUUACCUCCACCGCCUAUGAUGGCAAUGGGACGGAAAGGGGGUCCACGGGAUAUGCGACCUGUUGAUCCAAUGACAGGACAUGUUAUGACAGAGGUAAAAGAAGACAAGGUUGAAGCAAAAGAGGACACUAAAGUUGAUGAUGAGAAGAAUUCAAGUUCUUAGUCGCCGUCAAAUCUUUCUACAGCUUGAUACAAGUCCAUUUCAUGAAACAUGGAAAGCUCUAGACAAGCCCCACUCAAUUCAAAUUCUUAUACAAGCUAAGCAAUGCAUUUCAGGUGGCUUGUCACAGUAAAAUGGAGUUGCUGAUGGUGAUACAGACUUGCAUUCCAUUUAAAGAGAUCCAAGCACCAUUAUUAUUACUACUUUCUUGUAUUCACUCUUAACCCCAUAUAAUCUUGUGGAGGCUUUUCCCCUGUUCUAUUUCUUAGUAAUGGAUUUCAUAUCCACUUCAUAAUUUAUUAUUAGUCUUCCUUAAAUAAUGUCUAUUCAAUUA